Molecule: messenger RNA, 4586 nt
Organism: Pseudoliparis swirei
Lineage: Eukaryota; Metazoa; Chordata; Actinopteri; Perciformes; Liparidae
Gene: lrp11
Product: low density lipoprotein receptor-related protein 11
Exons: 9
Coding region: 879-2519 (546 amino acids)
Molecular function (GO): protein binding; serine-type endopeptidase inhibitor activity
Source: RefSeq, a predicted model, not a curated record
GCUUUAUAUACAUACAUUCUAUAAAACCUCAUAUUUACAAUUGUCAAAGUAUUUAUACUGUUAUCCGUAGGCAUUUAAAUCCAUUUUAGUUUGCUAUAAAAUAGCUUCUUUUCUUCCUUCAAAAUAAAAUAAAAAAUGGCAUCACCUUUAGUAAAUGCCAAACACAAAUACAUGCACAAAUACAGUAUGAGGCACAACACAAAUUAAUUAUACCUAAAAAAGGGUGUGUCAUGUCAAAAGUAACACCCAAUAUACUGACUAAAAAAGGUGCAUAAUCUCAAAAUACAAUGAACAAUUUGUCGUAGUUUUUACAUUGUUUUACUCCACAAAAUCUCAGAAAAAACAAUGUAGCUUUUACAUGUUAUCUUAAGUAAUCUCAUAGGCAAUUCAAGAUGCUAUACAGGAUGAUACAUCUGUUUAAAUCCAGUUUAAAUUCAGAUGCAGGCAGACAAAAGCCUCAGUAUAUUACAAUUUUAAAUAAACUGAACACAAACUAUUGGAAAGCUAGAAUAAUAUAAAACAUGUCUCCUUGUUGUGUUGUUCAGAAAGCAAACACCUGUAAAGUAGAGCGAGGUGGGGGUGUAAACAGAGCCGCAGGUGUGUCCUCUCGCCAUAUGUAUCCAUCACUGUGACGUCAGUGGGUUCAGUCUCGCGGCCGUCUUUCCCUCCUCACCAUGACAACGACGGAUUUCUAGCAUCGUCAGACAUCAAACGGUCCGCCGCUCCGCUCCCGGAAGAGAGACGCGCGCCCUGCAGCACACCGCGUUGUACACACGACUACCGGGGGCACGGUUCAUGUAGGAAGGCCGUGUUGUUUCCCGGUGUGGUCACGCCGCAGGUCGAGGAGGAGGGAGACGUCCUCUCUGCGUGUGAACAACAUGGCUCUCUUCGAGCAUCCCCGGCUGCUGCUCGCCUGCGCCGCGCUGCUGGCCGCCGUCCGACGCGGCGACGCCCGCUCUUUGCCCAUCUCGGAUCUGAAAUCCCAAAUAUCGGGCGUCGAGGAGCUCCUGGAGGAAUUUCGCAAGCAGCUGCAGCAGGACCAGCCGCAUCGGGCGGCCGACGCGAUGGACUCGUGUGUGGGCGACUUCAACGCCGUCGGGGAGCGCAUCAUCCGGACCAAGGCCUCCAUCGAGCAAGGGGCCACGUUCCUGUUGGCCCCGGACGGGGUGUACACCUGGAGGGACUGUGUGCACGCGUGCUGCUCGCAGCCCCACUGCACCGUGGCGGUGGUGCAGCGGGACCUCCGGCAGCCCGGGGACAGCCUCAGCUGCUACCUGUUCAACUGCACCUACCGGGGCAGCAGCGUGUGCUCCUUCGCGCCGCAGCAGGGCUUCGCCACGUACAGCCGGAUGCCCAACGCCACGCAGGGGCCACAUCCCGCCUCACCCGGGGGCCCCGGGGAAGGACGUCCCGAUGAGGAGGCUGCACAAGAUGUGGACGAGCCUCCUCGCAGUGACGCUGGACAGGAUGUGGUCAUCCAGCUGCCCACGGACUGGGCCGUCCUGGAUGGACGGGACAGCGUGGACGACCAUGGGAUCGACCACUACGACUGGGCUCUCGUCAAGGGGGAGAGCGCCAUCAACAUGAAGGCGACUCAUCCGGGGCUGCUGAAGAUCAGGGGACUCCAGGGGGGGGUCUACUCCUUCCAGAUGACGGUCACUGACACAUCGGGCCAGAAAAGCUCUGACAACGUCUCUGUCACCGUGCUGGCACCAAAACACCAGGCGGAAGUUUGUACAGGUCUCUGUUCAAAGUACCAGUUCAAAUGUGAUGACGGUUGCUGUAUUGACAUCACGUACGCCUGCGACGGGAAGCAGCACUGCCCAGACCGCUCCGAUGAGAUCUUCUGCCCAAUCUUUGACAGCAACAGGAAGUCAGUGAUGCGCCCUGUCGAUCGGCUCGUGGCCCCGCCAGAGGAGGCAGAGGACAGCUCCAUGCUCCAGACUGAGGCCAGAAAGACCAUUGAGAACAUCGUAUCGCCUCUGGACCGGAGCAAGGCCGCCCCUCCACAAAGCGCCGGGCAACAGGAGGCUUCGGCCAGUCAAGAUCCAUGUGCUGCGGCUCCAGUUGUCGGACCGUGUAAAGGCACUUUCCCACGCUGGUACUAUGACCAAAAUGCAGGGGCAUGCAAACAAUUUCUAUAUGGUGGUUGCCAGGGCAACCAUAACAACUUCCUCCAGGAAACUGACUGUGUCAGUGAAUGUAUACAAAAAAGUCCAGCUUUCAGACCAGCGACUGUGACUCCUCCAAUCACCGAAAAGACUGAGAUAGCUGUCCCAAAAGAAUCCCAGAGCCAGGCAGAAAGCAAUGCUCCUGUCUCCAAACCAUUUCCAGGGAUAGGAGGGCACCCGGUACCAGAGUCAGGUGCCAUCCUUCCUCUGGCUCUCGGCCUGAUCAUCACUGCUCUGCUGCUGCUCAUGAUUGGCUGUCGUCUCAGAAUGGUUGGACACAAGCUGAAGAAAGCCCGACCGCUCACCACAGAGGAGUCAGAUUACCUCAUCAACGGCAUGUACCUGUAGCCAAUCAGCCAGGAGAUUUGAGAAAGAGGAACAUGGGUGUCGUCGCCAGAGCCUGAGACGGAACUUUUGGAAUUUGCACGCUGUGUUUCUUGCAGCCCACUGUCUGUCAUUUGUCCUCAUGUCCGGUUGGAAACACCCCGAGUCUUCGCUGUCUGAAAGUCAUCACCCUGAACCCCGACUGGUACAUCCGCUGCCUUUAAAGCCAUCGACACACAUUUAGAUGCUUGUUAGUUCAGAAUGUAUGUUGUAUGAUUUUGAAUCCAUGAUGGAUGAAUCGACAUUUGAUACUGAAAUACUGCUGUCUACCUUACCCCAAUGACUUCUGGGAUACGUGCAGUAAAAGACACUAUUUUGUCCCCUUUAUUUAAAUUUCAUAAAUGCAGGUUAACGUGAUAUCAAACAUUAUUAUUUGCCCAAAUAGAGCUGCAGAAACGUAUGCUGUAUUCUUUUGCCAUUGGGUGGCACUAAUGGGGCAUGCUGUGCUGCACUUUACUUGAGUUAACUUAAAUAUAACACAACGCAGUGCCUGUUAAAGUGCACUUUUUGACUGAUUAGGAAUCAGUAACAAAUUAUUUUAUUACAUUUUUCAGAAUCAUAUAAAGCCAUAGAAAAUUAGUAACCAUGUGGCGUAUCGACUAUAUUUGUGCACAUGUAUUCCCUCAAAGUGCUGUCUUACAUGUGAGAUAUUAAAGUGUGUUAAAUAUUUAAAAUAAACACUGGUUUAAUCUGUUGACUAAAUAAUUUACAAAAAUACAACUCAUUUUAAAUUUUAAACAUUUUUAGCACAUAAUUAAAUUACCGUUGAGGUCUUUAAUUGUUUCUUUAGUAGUUUAUAUUCCACAAUUACACACAAACUAUAUCUAGUUUUGAUUUAAAGACUAGAUUUUAUAUUUCUGUAAUGGUGUACCUAGGCCGUCAUAUACGGGAACAAUUUUACAAAAGUUUAAUGAAAAAAUGUAAGAUCAACAGAGUAUCUAUUAUUAGUAGUAAAUAAAGUUUCUGGUUUAUAGUCAUAAAUGCAUUAGGGGGUGGGGUAGUGGACCCCCUAACCUCAGUAUUUCUAUUUCUUGUUCCAGCCCUCGCUGCACGACUUCAUCAUAAAAUAUAUAUCAAACACGAGGCCUGCACAUGCAAAGGAUUUGACCACAGGAAGGCAGAGAAAACCAGAAGCAUCUCUUUAUUUUCAUGUGCCAUUCCAGAAUCUGUGACAGCCGAAUAUUAUCCAAAACAAAAAUGUGCUUUUUGAUUUCAAGGAAACAGACAUUCAUUUGCUUUAUAGUGUUGAAGUUUAUUUUGGCGAAGCAGUGACCAUCUCAUUUUGUAUCAGUCGCUGGAGGAGCCUGCGCUAAUCGUGGAUGACAAAAAGCACAGCCUUGUAUGUGCGCGUGCAUCGGUGGAGUUCAUGCUCAGCUCUCGGCGCAGUGUGUGCACGAUGAUGCAACGCCUGCUUGUUCCAUGUGUAGAAUGACUUAACACAGCAAACAGGUUGUGUGGGUCAGCCAGUGUGUUGGGCGUGUUCCUAAUACUGCUGACAAGGGGAAAGCUCAUAUGUUAGCAGAGAAGUCUACAGUUUGAUGAUCCACACACACACACACAGACGUAAUUAUUAUUAUCUGAAUGAUUGAGGCUUUCCUCGUUGUUGUCCAGCGUUCCUUUGACAUUAAGCUUUGAUGCUGCUGAAAUGUAGUACUGUCGAAAUUGCUGAUUGCAUUUCAAAAUGGUGAAACCAACCAACCAGAAAAAUAAAAUAAAUCAAACCCUAAAAAUCCUGCAUCUAAAAAGAACACACAGCCAAAAAAAAAGAUGCAGGCCUGAAAAUAUAAACUAAAUGUCCUCUCCGAUAUAUAUAUAUAUUUCUGUGCGGAGCUUCAACAGUGUCUCUCCCGGCCCUUCCAGGCCGUCAUCAAUGUGCUACUCGAGUCCAUCGCUAGACUGAAACAAAAAGAGCAUGUUUUGUUACGCUGUGAACAAAAUGUCAUGGGCUGUUCAACCCCGUCCAAGUCCUCUCCCGCUUCAAACUUCAAAAAGGUGGGCUGUGGACCGUCUUCCUCUUCAGAGUUCAUCCCU